AUGAAGUUUUGCGAAACGUCAUCAAAUAUAAAAUACAAGUGGGAUCACUUAUGUUCGAUGUUUUACAAGCGAUAUCCUAACCCUUACAGUAAACACGUACUGUCAGAAGACGUUCUUUCAAGGCACGUUGAAAAUAACAUUUUAAAAACGAUUCGAAUAUAUUCAAAAACCAACGAGACACCUUCCUGGUUGCAAAGAAUUUUACCUACAGCAACUGCGUACAUUCUGGAAGAAUCGCAUGUUGAUAUUGAAACAAAGACCAUUGUUACCUAUACGAAGAAUUUAACCCUAACGACUUUUUUAAAGGUGGAAGAAAAAUCUAUUUUUAAAAUAUCCAAUGAUAAUAAGGACUGGACGUCAGUUAGGAGACAAUCUUGGAUUAGCAGUAGUUUUUAUGGACUGUGCCAUGCGUUUGAAUCGUUUGGUGCUAAGCGAUAUAUUUCUAACAUUCAAAGAAUGGAUAAUGGUUUUGAAAGUGUACUACAGAAAAACAAUCAUUACUCAACAGGACAAUCAACUUUUCCAUUACCAAUAUCUAGUAAUAUGUAA
This is a messenger RNA of Hydractinia symbiolongicarpus, 549 nucleotides long. Its product is annotated as PRELI domain-containing protein 1, mitochondrial-like. Gene Ontology annotation, biological process: phospholipid transport. The coding region runs from base 1 to 549 and encodes 182 amino acids. Gene Ontology annotation, cellular component: mitochondrial intermembrane space. The record is from RefSeq and is a predicted model, not a curated record. The transcript has a single exon. Gene Ontology annotation, molecular function: phosphatidic acid transfer activity. NCBI's taxonomy places the organism in Eukaryota, Metazoa, Cnidaria, Hydrozoa, Anthoathecata, Hydractiniidae.